UCCUGGAGCGGUACGCGUGCUCAAGCGUGCCAAUGGGGUUGCCUGUGGCCCCUCUAAAGGUGAGGCCGUGGGUCACCGCCGCCAGGUAUGUCAGCGUCAGAGACACACCUGCUGGGACCACGCCCAUCUCGGACAGCAGCCUGAGCUCGUGCGUGCAGCAGCACAGCUGGAAGGUGGACACGAGCUCCGCAGCGUACACGUGCACAUACGUGCCCGCGAGGAUCCGGCACAUGGUCCUUCGGGUGACGUCACUCAGGGCUACCAUGCCCACCAGGACAGCCAGGGACACCGCGACGUCUGCAAACAUCUUCCGCACAAAGACGUCUUCUCCGCGGCUGUUGCUGCUGCCUCUCCUCGCUGCCCUGUUUGGCUGCUGCUCCUCUCGGCCGGGGAACGAGGCGUGCAGCCUGGGACGAAUGAGAUGCAGCGACCCUGGCUCACAUGAGACAGGAGUGGCCUUCCCCCCUCACCCUCACAGGCGAUAAAUGUAAACAAACAGAGAACUUUGUCCAUAAAUGUUAGCCAUGCGUUAACACUGAUGAAGUGUUACAUUUCAGUGGCAUUUGGCCACGCCUUCUUUUAGGCUAAUCAUUGCGUCAUCUCAUUUGGACGUGCAGUGCAAGUGUAACCGCUAGAUGUCGCUGUGUCCCCAGUCAUCAAUUCUAGUGUGUCUUGCUUGGACUGGGUAGACUCGGCUAGACUGGACCUAAAUGAGAUCCUCAUGGAUUUGAUUACUUCACCGUUUGGAGGAAUGAAAGCAAAUCCGAUUAACUUUUCUACAGGUCGUAAGACUCAGCAACCUCCUUCUUAGAGCAACUGUAGUUUCUGUGGCAGAAUGCUGAAAAGACUGUAAUGGCAUAAUAGGAACACUGACAUUAAUGAUAAUAAAUCUAUGACGAAUGUGAGCUAUGAUACAUUUAUGGUUGUAGUACGUAACUAAAGUACUUGUGAAAUAUGAAAAAGUGUCAGGUGGACAUCCGUCACGAGGGCGUGGUCGGUCCUGCGCAUGCUCGCUGGCCACUCUUCAGUGCCGCCGUAAUGCCCCAUUGUCCCUGAACGCACCACCCGUUCUCCCUGCCAUCCACCUCGUGGUGUUUAAGGAACACCCAUAGCAGCCAAUCAGCAGCGAGGAAGAAGAGGGACCGACCAACGGCGUGGCCACUUUGACGCUGAGGGGGCGGGGAGUGCGCUGCUGGAGGCUCCAUGGUGGCUAGCUAACAAUAGGCCGGGACCAGAGGCUGGGCUCGGCUUGAGGCAGGAGGACGGUGGAGUUCAGCAGACUUUAGCACACGGCGUGGUCCGGUGUAGGUUAUACAUCGUCCCUGUUACUCUCCCUGGAUUCUGAUCAGCAAGCACACAAAGGGAGCGGCGCUGAAGAUGUCUGACAAUGGGGAGGUCGAGGACAAGCCCCCAGCCCCGCCCAUGAGGAACACCAGCACCAUGAUUGGCUCCUGCAGCAAGGACCCGGUCCCCGUCAACCACGGCUCCAAGCCCCUCCCACCCAACCCGGAGGACAAGAAGAAGAAAGACCGCUCCAUCCGAUUCAUCCUGACGGGGGGAGGCGACAAAACCUACAAGAAGAAGGAGCGGCCUGAGAUUUCUUUGCCAUCUGAUUUUGAACACACCAUCCAUGUCGGAUUUGAUGCCGUCACUGGGGAGUUUACUGGCAUGCCCGAGCAGUGGGCCCGCCUCCUGCAGACAUCCAACAUCACCAAACUGGAGCAGAAGAAGAAUCCUCAGGCCGUCCUGGAUGUUCUUAAGUUCUACGACUCAAAAGAGACCAGCAACAGCCAGAAAUACAUGAGCUUCACUGAUAAAAGUGCAGACGUCUUCACAUCAUCCACUGCAGCGAGCUCCAAGACCGUCUCGGAGACACCCGCCAUCGCCACCGUGUCUGAGGAUGAGGACGAAGACGAGGCCGAGCCCCCGCCCAUCAUCGCCCCCCGACCAGAACACACAAAGUCGAUAUACACUCGCUCAGUGAUCGAGCCACUGCCGCCUCCUCCCACCAAAGAUGCCGCCACCUCCCCCAUUGUCGUGCCAACCGCCGCCGCCACUGCCGCCAUCACCCCCACCGCCCCAGCGGAAGGUGCUCCCAGCAGCCCCCCCAGCGCAAGCCCCGCACCGGGACCCUCCCUGCCCCGCCCUCAGGACAAAGGAAGGAAGAAGAAGAUGUCUGAUGAGGAGAUCCUGGAGAAGCUGAAUGUGCUCAGGCCACCCUCUGCUGGAACCAUUGUGAGUGUGGGAGACCCCAAGAAGAAAUACACUCGCUUUGAGAAGAUAGGACAAGGUGCAUCUGGAACGGUUUACACGGCUAUUGACAUCGCCACCGGACAAGAGGUUGCCAUCAAGCAGAUGAACCUUCAACAGCAGCCCAAGAAGGAGCUGAUCAUCAACGAGAUUCUGGUGAUGAGGGAAAACAAAAACCCAAAUAUUGUCAACUAUCUGGACAGUUACCUGGUGGGUGACGAGCUGUGGGUGGUGAUGGAGUACUUGGCCGGAGGUUCCUUGACUGACGUGGUCACAGAAACCUGCAUGGACGAAGCCCAGAUAGCUGCAGUGUGCAGAGAGUGUCUCCAAGCGUUGGAGUUCCUCCACUCCAACCAGGUCAUCCACCGAGACAUCAAGAGCGACAACAUCUUGCUGGGAAUGGACGGCUCUGUCAAGCUCACUGACUUUGGCUUUUGCGCCCAGAUCACGCCAGAGCAGAGUAAGCGCAGCACCAUGGUCGGCACUCCCUACUGGAUGGCUCCAGAGGUGGUGACCCGUAAAGCCUACGGCCCCAAAGUGGACAUCUGGUCUCUGGGCAUCAUGGCCAUAGAGAUGGUGGAGGGGGAGCCGCCCUACCUCAAUGAAAACCCACUCAGGGCCCUCUAUCUCAUCGCCACCAACGGCACGCCAGAGCUGCAGAACCCUGAGAAACUAUCCGGCACCUUCAGAGACUUCCUCAACAGAUGUUUGGAGAUGGAUGUGGAGAAGAGGGGCUCGGCCAAGGAGCUGUUGCAGCAUCAGUUCCUGAAGAUGGCCAAGCCUCUCUCCAGUCUGACUCCGCUCAUCCUGGCCGCCAAGGAGGCCGCAAAGAACAACCGCUAGCUCACAGCACCGCCGCCUGUCCUCCUCCUCUUCCUCGCCUUCUCUGUCUCCUUCCUGAAGAUGAUCGUCUGGGUCUUCCCCGGUGACCCUUGACCCCCAGUUCUGCACCUCCCACAAAACACUGGACUCUUGGAGGAGGGCGGGGACUAAGCGAAUGAUGUCAUUGGGUAGUCAGUGAUGUCAUCAGCAGAGACUCAUGGGAACUUUUUGGCAUACUUUGUUUUCUACGUGUGUGUGUGUGUGUGUGUGACAGAGAGAGCAUGUGUGUUUAUUUUAUGGUCUUCUAUCAGAAUGUGCGUUUGCUGUUUUUAAUGCUGUCUUUUUUUAAAUCCUUGUGUGUGGCGACAGAGGGAUGCUGGGAUAUCAAGUGAUUGUAGCACAGACACGUCGUGUCCAGUCUGCACUGUGAGUUGUUAACAAUAAGAAUCAAGUCAUAGCAUACACUGUCAGAACCGCUGAUGGACGGCGCCAGCAGGUCCUCAUAGAACUUCAAGCCAAGUCAGCAUUAAAUGUCAUGAAACAUGUUUACCCAUUCUGCAACCUGACAAACUCCCUCCGUCAGCGCAUCUGCGACAUCUUGGAAGCUGCCGGAUCAGCACAGCGACUGCGAUGCAGAGAAUGCAUGUUUUUCCCUUCGCGGUACGACGGAGAAGUGGUUAUGAACACGCCGUGGCGGACACCUGUGUACAAAUGAAGAGCAGGAAAUAAACGCUGCGAUGAAUCAAUGCCGUGUUUGCCUCCUGUCUGGACCAGACUGCAUUAAUGGGCAAUUUAUUAGGCGCCCCCUACUGGUCCUACUGGUGGAAAAUCAUUUUACUGUACAUUUUCCAUUGCUGAAACAUUGUGGUUAUUCUCUCAGAAGGUUCAGUGGUUGUUUCCCAACUCAGUGGUUGCUGGUUCGAUCCUAGAAUCCACUGUAAUCAUUACAUUGCAAUUGUGACCAUGACUGAAGACAAGAAUGGCUUUAAAUAGCAUUAGCAGCACGCUAGUCACAAGAAAAGGCUUUCAACAGAGUACAGCCUGGAGGUUGCUUUACCAAAAUCUGCACAUUAGCACUUAAUAAGAUCAUCACAUCUCACAUUUGUGUCCCCAUAUAGUAUCAGCAUUUGGGACCAAAUAUGAGGUGAAAGAAAAAGGGGAAAAAUACAGUGUUGUAGUCUAUGCAG
Molecule: messenger RNA, 4259 nt
Organism: Dunckerocampus dactyliophorus (ringed pipefish)
Lineage: Eukaryota; Metazoa; Chordata; Actinopteri; Syngnathiformes; Syngnathidae
Gene: pak1
Product: p21 protein (Cdc42/Rac)-activated kinase 1
Exons: 16
Coding region: 1378-3093 (571 amino acids)
Biological process (GO): regulation of actin cytoskeleton organization; regulation of MAPK cascade; protein phosphorylation
Cellular component (GO): cytoplasm
Molecular function (GO): ATP binding; protein serine/threonine kinase activity
Source: RefSeq, a predicted model, not a curated record